Pyricularia grisea is the source of this 3816-nucleotide messenger RNA. RefSeq lists its product as uncharacterized. The record is from RefSeq and is a predicted model, not a curated record. NCBI's taxonomy places the organism in Eukaryota, Fungi, Ascomycota, Sordariomycetes, Magnaporthales, Pyriculariaceae. Gene Ontology annotation, molecular function: medium-chain fatty acid-CoA ligase activity. Gene Ontology annotation, biological process: fatty acid metabolic process. The transcript is spliced from 4 exons. Bases 1 to 3816 code for a protein of 1271 amino acids.
AUGGUAUCCUUGAGCUUGCUCACUAGCAGGAACACUUCAGACAAUGGAAUCAGUCCUGAAGAACUUCUCUACACGGCCCAGCUGUUUGAUGAGUCCGCAGCCAGGUGGCCCGAUAACAUAGCACUGAUAUGCGCUCACCAAGCCCCAGACCUUUACGGCAUUCCAAGCGAACCCAAGAAGCUCCAGGAGCAAAACUCCAAUGGGGAAUCAAAGCGCCCUGUGUAUCUGCGCUGGACCUACCGUAACUUGAAGUCCGGCGCCGAGCGACUCAAGGUCGGACUAAGGCUUCUCGGUGCGCAGCCCGGCACGGCUGUAGUGGCUUUAAUGCCAAAUUGUGCCGAGUAUGUCCUCACCUGGUGGGCGGCGCGCGGAAUGGGUUUAGUCAUGGCCCCCCUUAACCCUCGGAAUGUGUCCAAUAAAGAGGAGGUUGAGCAUAUGCUGUCCACGGUAGUAAAAGUUACGGGAGAAAAACCGCCAAUAUUGGUGGUUUUCGACCAGGAACUUUUGCGAUCGGAGCCCCUGAAAGGCUUUUGCCCCUUGGCCAAGAUUUUCGUUUCGGGCGCCCCUGAAAAUGAUGAGAUUUCGUUCCAAAGUCUCAUGUCGGCCGCGGUGGCACACGGCAACUGUGGCCUUCAAGAUGAGCAGCCAACCGAUGACGAGAUACUAUUCACCAGCGGUUCGACUUCACGUCCAAAGGCCAUCAAAAUGGAAUAUCCUACGCUAUCGCUAGGUAUAUAUGAUUUUGCCAAUUCGGCCGGCUGCGAUCGCAGGCCUGGGGAUUUAUGGCUUUCAUUCUUGCCUAACAACCACGGCAUGGGACGGUCAUCGAUCACGUCGCCUAUGACCUCUGGUGGCGGUGUUGCAUAUCCCGGCUUUUAUUUCAGCGUUGACGAGGUUGCAGACUUGUUGGUGGCAGAACACUGCACGCACGCGGCAAUGGUGCCCAGUCUAAUCAGGCUGCUGGGCCAAGCCUUGAGCCCAAGGCUUAAAGAACAGACUACCCGGAGAGAAAGCUUGAUACGCUCACUCUAUAUGAGCGGUGCGCCGCCCACGCCGGCGGACCUGAAGAUUUGCUCCGAAAUCCUUGGGGUCAAAUCGAUCACGUCCGUUUACGGCAUGACCGAGGGUGCAGAAGCUCACACCGACGCAUGCGCCGACUGGUCUAAGUUGACCAACGACAAAGGGAUGCUGUCAGUGGGACGACCGCGUAGCCGCGAUGCUUUGCUCAAGAUUUGCGCACUCGACGCUACGGGUCCGGAGCGACUGCCGCUACCCAUCGGGACGCCGGGGGAAAUCCACUACUACGGGCCUCAUCGGCUGUCAAGCCCGACCAUAUACGUCGACAGGCCGGAUGAAGACGAGUUUUGCUACCACGAUCUGCAAGGACGACGGUGGCUCAUCACGGGCGACCUUGGUCUUGUCGAUAACACACAACAGCUGUACGUAAUUGGCAGGUCCAAGGACAUGAUUAUUCGGGGCGGAGAAAACAUCGCCCCGGCCGCCAUCGAAUCGUGCUUUGCAGAAAACCCCAAGCUCGCCCGCGUCGCUAUCCAGAUCGUUGGGGCACCUGACGUCAUUGCCGGCGAGGUCCCCGUCGCGAUCGUCGAAACUGGCGCCGAGCAGCUGGAGCAAGUUGCCCAAGAGAUUUGCGAUACCGUGAUCACCAAGAUGGGGCCGAUGUACUCGCCCGCCCACAUCUUCACGCUCGAAGCACUCGGCAUGACCGAGUGGCCGCGAACCGGCACAGGCAAGAUUAAGAAACCGCCGCUGGCGGAAGCGGUCAAGAAUCUCUUAAGAGCACAGGAAGAUUCCGAGGCCCAGAGUGACAUCGAUCGCGGAAGGAAUACGCUGGAAGAAACCAUGUUGAUGAUAUGGGCUCGCUCCGUCGGUCUUCAAACGGCCAAUCUGUCACUAGAGCAACCCAUUUCCCAGUUCGCCGACAGCUUGACGAUCGCACGUGUCAUACGAAAGAUCCGACGGCAGAUACCAGGCUGCUCCACAUUGUCGGCUCAGGAAAUGAUGCAGGCUCAAAACAUCAAGGAGCAGACCGAACUGGUGGUACGUUUGGCAGAUACUAAGAUAGCAGAGGCCCAUGUUGGAGAGCCUACAUCCAAGCAAACUCAUGUAGAACGUGAGGGACCCCCAAGCGUUGAUGAAAUGGUUCACUUAACCGAGUAUCCGCAUCUGCUGGACCAGACCAAGAACUUGGUUCUUGAGACUAUUCGCAAAGAUGGGUUUGACUGGAACGACGUCGAAGAUAUAUUUCCUGCCCAGAGCUGCGUUAGCGAGCUUUCUCGGAGUCGUGUGAUUGAUAGUGCCAAAUUCCAUUUCGUCGACUUGAUGACCGCUGAAAAGAACCCCGAGGUACGUCGUAUGCCCCCCACAGAGUUACAAAGCCGCGUGCCUAAGACAUCGAGAAACAACCAGCAUGUUAAAAGGGCAGUGCAAACAAUGCUUUUCCACAAUCGCAUUCUGGCCUCCUAUCUGGUCUGGGAUCAGGAAGGAACCUCUGGUUUGCCUCCAGACUUGGCGCUCCACGUUGCGCUAAAGCACAACCAAAAGCUCUUCGACCACGUGGUGAAGAUAGCUGGCACCAUUAAAUUAGUAGACGAUCUACAGAGGUUAGCUGUCGAAUGCCCCGAACCGCAGAGUGGUGUUCUACCUGGAAAUCUAUUCAAGGCGUUUAUUUACGAAGUCGAGGAGACCGGAACUGUAGGCCUGUUUUACAUCGUGAGCCACGCGGUCCUGGACGCAAGCAGCAUAUGGAUGUUCCAGGAGGAUUUGGACACCAUCUUGUCAGGCAAGCGAAUUCAGCCCCACGUAGAUUACAAACUUUGGGCAGACUCGUACUAUUCCUUCCGCGGCUCACCUCAAACCCGGAGCUCGAUCAACUGGCAUGCAAAAUAUCUGGACGGUAUUGGAGGCCAUGUAGAAAGGGCGCUGUGGCCACCGAUCCCGGCACGCGGAGAGAUCGACCAAACCGGCAGAGGAUAUCCUGAUGGGGUGCAUUAUACCUUUCACGCGCCAGAAAUAGUUGCACUGAGAAAGGCACACCCGAGCAUAUCGCCGCCAGUCAUACUCAAAAGCGCAUUGGCCCUCCUAAACGUCUGGCAUACGGGACACACCCACGCCCUGUUUGCAAGCUGCGAGGACGGCCGCACCAGAUGGCCUUUCAUGCCGCCCAUGCCCAACCACCAAAGCGGCAUCUUCGCCGACGCGCAGGACGUCGCCGGCCCAACCAUACAGUUUGUCACAAACCUGGUAAAAAUAGACCCCACGGAGAGGGUGCUCGACUUCUUGCACCGGAUGCAGGACGACCAAAACAACCUGACCAAGCACGCAUUCGCGCCGUGGCCAGAACUCGAGCGUGCCGUCGGGGUCCCUAGGGACACGAUCCAACGCGUUUUCACCACUAUGAAGUUCAACUGGGUCCCAGGCUUCGGGGCGCAGGCGCAAAUGGAUCGAGCGAUGGAGCCGUUCCCGAGUCUUCGGAUCCUGGCGGCCGUGGCGCGCUGGCGGAUCGGGUUGCUCUGCCGGCUUGGCCUGGGCGGCGUGAACAGCGACGUCGUGGCCAUGCAUCUCAUGGGGGAUGCGCUGAGCGGGGGACAAAAAGCACGAGUUGCCAAGAGUCUCGAGAGCUUGACGAGGUGGAUCACGGACCCCAGAAAUUGGGAAGCUUCCAUCGGAAAUUUUAGGAAGGUUUUGGACGACCAAGUCGAACAGAUCGACGACGAGCUCUUGAAGAACAUGACACGUUCCCACGGAUUGUCUUGUUUGAUGCCGAGUGCAAGAGGAAAGAUUGGAAGAGUACGGUAA